AUACGAACCACACUCACAUCCUCUUUUCCCCUCACCCACCUGCUGUGAUGUUCUCUCCGCUCUCCCUCUAGAAGUAAAUAUCACCCCCUUCCCCAAAAUUCCUCGCCUCUACUAACACCUACCAAAUCAUUCUCAAACCACUCUACCUCUCACCGCUCUCCCCCCUGCACCGUCCCCGUAUACUGGGGGUUGGAGAUUCAUUUCUCUGAUGGAGAGUAACGUUGAUGGUAUUGAUGGAUCUCACUUAAGGGAGGCAAAUGGUGUUAAGGAUGACUUGUUGGAACUGCCUUUAGAAGAAAAAGUGCCUGAUGUGUCAAUUGGCAAUGAAGUGUUUGCUGAGGGAAUUGCAGCUGAGAUACCCAGUGUUGGAUUGGUCGAUAGGGAGACAGUAGCCAGUAAAGGCAGGAAGGACGAUGAUGUUGAUUCUACUGUCGGCUCGUUGCAGGAUGAGAAGGAAUUGGAUUUAAUAGAUGAAGAUGAAACGUUUGAGGAGGCAGUUGAAGCAACUAUCGAGGAUGAUGAGAAGUUUGAGGAGGCUGUUGAGGCUGCUCCUGAUGUUCAUAGUGCUCACGAUGAUGCUGGAGUGAAGCUUGAGGUUCUGGAAAGUAAAGAAUCCGCAGCUCAGGAGAAUCAACAUUCUUCAGAUAAAUUUGCAAGGGAUGAAACUGAACAAUCCGAGAAGUUUGAUAAUGUUGUGAAAGGAAAUGUAACGGUUAUGGAAGUUUCUGAUCUUGAUGCCACUAGUGAAACUGAUACUUCAUUGUAUACAGAUAAAGUGAACAAAAAAUCCAUUGAUGUUCCAAAGGAGUCAGAAGAUGGAGCCUUGUAUCCUGGAGAGACUAUAGCCUUCAAUGCUGCUAAGAACGGCUAUGAUUAUGAAAAUGGUGCAAUGACAGUAGAUGACAGCGUACAUGAUGUGCGAGCACAUGAAAAGCUGGAUGGUAAACAUGCCAUUCCCAUUCAAGGUGAUGGGAAUUCCCAGAAGCAGGCCGCGUCUUACAGAGACAUCUUACUUCUGUCUGAAAAAACACCUCAUGCGGGGAGAAUUUCUGAUACAACUGAUACUGGAUUACGAUUUCAAGACGAUGUUAACGCUCACAAUCACAAAUCUGUUAUCCCUUCCACUGAUCUGAGGCACGAGAAAUGUUCUGAUAUGGAAGAAAGAGCUUCGUUACUCGUGGAAUCAGCAGACAUCGUUGGUAAGAAUGAAGAGCGGAAGGAUGCUCAUCCGAAUGAUAUUUUAGUUAAUGCAGAAAGCUUUAUCUUCAAUGUUGGAAAUAAGGAAAUUGAAUCAAUGGAAACCGAAUCCUUGGAUCAAGGUACAACUAAAGGAGAACAAAAGGAUAUCCAAUGUAGUGAUAAUAUAUUUCCAGGUCCCUACCCUGGACAAAGCAUCGAAUUAAAUACAGAAUUGAAGGAAAAUGAAUUACCACAUCCAGCUUCUGAACUCCUUGGAGAAACCUAUGUUGUUUCCAGCCAUCCACCCAAAGAUUCCACGGAGUCACCCUCAUGGAAUGCAGAUAACAAGUACAGAGAGCAUAAGGUUGUCCAGAUUAAUAAUGGAGUUCUUGACCACCAAGAAGGUGGCCUCAAGCUGCUUUCACAGUCCAAAGAAAAAGUGUCUGAUCCUGGUACUGGGCAUGAUAGUGGUAUUUCAGUGGGAUAUAAAGCAACCACUCCUGAAGUUGAUAGUGCUCAUCCAUUCAAUGAUUUUACUGGUGAUGAUGUGGUGGCCUCUGCUACCUUUUCGAACUUGGCUGUGGACAGUUCAAAACAUUCUCAACCUCAAGUUGUGAAUGCCACCCUUGAUAUUCCCAUUGCUGAAGUUAAGGAGCCUGACAAUAAACAAGUAAUAUACAUGGAAGAGAAUCAAACUGUUGCUAGAACCAAACAAGAGGACAUUAAAUCUGCCACAGAUUCAUCUCCUCCUGCCACAUCUGUGGCUCAUACCACAACUCCUGCUGGUCUCGGGCGUGCUGCCUCACUCCUGGAACCUACACCUCGAGUGGCACAGCAACCUCGAGUGAAUGGAGCAGUCACACCAGUGCAAAGCCAACUAAUUGAAGAGUCUACAAAUGCAGAGGGAGAGGAAUGUGAUGAGACACGGGAGAAGCUCCAGAUGAUUCGAGUUAAAUUUUUGCGUCUUGCACGUCGCCUUGGGCAGACUCCACAUAAUGUUGUUGUUGCUCAGGUUUUGUACAGACUAGGAUUGGCUGAACAACUGAGAGGGAGUAGUGGAGGUCGUUUUGCUCCUUUUAGUUUUGAUCGUGCUAGUGGCAUGGCAGAGCAGCUUGAGGCAGCAGGGCAGGAGCCCUUGAAUUUUUCUUGCACAGUCAUGGUGCUUGGAAAGACAGGGGUUGGUAAAAGUGCAACCAUAAAUUCUAUUUUCGAUGAGGGUAAAUUUGGAACUAAUGCUUUCCAGACUGGAACAAAGAAGGUUCAGGAUGUUGUUGGAACUGUGCAGGGGAUCAAGGUACGGGUUAUUGACACGCCUGGACUUUUGCCUUCAUGGUCAGACCAGCGACAGAAUGAGAAGAUUCUCCGUUCUGUGAAAAACUUCAUUCAGAAAACUCCCCCAGAUAUUGUUCUUUAUCUUGAUAGGUUGGAUAUGCAGAGCAGAGAAUAUGGUGACAUGCCAUUGUUACGAACUAUAACAGAUAUAUUCGGACCAUCGAUAUGGUUUAAUGCUAUUGUUGUUUUGACACAUGCUGCAUCUGCUCCGCCUGAGGGCCCUAAUGGCACUGCCACAAGCUAUGACAUGUUUGUAACUCAGCGUUCACAUGCUGUGCAGCAAGCAAUUCGUCAAGCAGCUGGAGAUAUGCGCCUCAUGAACCCUGUUUCUUUGGUGGAAAAUCACUCAGCAUGCAGGACUAAUAGAGCUGGGCAGAGAGUGUUACCAAAUGGUCAGGUUUGGAAGCCUCACUUGUUACUUUUGUCUUUUGCGUCAAAAAUUUUAGCUGAAGCAAAUACACUUCUGAAGUUGCAAGAUAGCCCACCUGGAAGGAAUUUUGCUACUCGGUCAAGAUCACCCCCACUACCCUUUCUUCUUUCAUCUCUUCUGCAAUCAAGACCACAAGUUAAAUUGCCAACUGAACAGAUAGGAGAUGAUGAGACCUUAUAUGAUGAUCUGGAUGACUCAGACUCAGAAGAAGAGUCAGAAUAUGAUAAAUUGCCUCCAUUUAAAUGUUUGACCAAAGCCCAGUUAGGGAAGCUUAGUAAAGAGCAAAGGAAGGCAUAUUUUGAUGAACUAGAGUACAGGGAAAAACUUUUGAUGAGGAAGCAGUUGAAGGAGGAAAGAAGGCGGCGGAAUAUGAUGAAAACACAAGCUGCAACUAAAGAUGUGUAUUCUAAUUCUAAUGAAAGUGCAGAUGAGGAUAUAAAUGGUGCCGCUUCUGUUCCUGUGCCCAUGCCAGACUUGACCUUACCUGCUUCUUUUGAUUCUGAUAAUCCAACUCAUAGGUAUCGCUGUCUGGAUUCUUCUAAUCAGUGGCUUGUGAGGCCUGUCCUAGAUUCUCAAGGUUGGGACCAUGAUAUUGGGUAUGAGGGCAUAAAUGUAGAGAGAAUGUUUGUAGUCAAAGAGAGAAUACCUGUAUCUUUCUCUGGUCAAGUAUCAAAGGAUAAAAAAGACAGUAAUCUACAAAUGGAAAUGGCUAGUUCAUUGAAGCAUGGUGGUGGGAAAGUAACCUCUCUAGGUUUUGAUAUGCAGUCACUCGGUAAGGAUGUUGCUUAUACUUUUCGCACUGAGACAAAGUUCAUCAAUUUCCGGAAAAACAAGGCAUCUGCUGGACUUUCAGCAUGUCUCUUGGGUGAUGCCUUGACAGCAGGGGUUAAGGUUGAGGACAAGUUGAUUGUUAACAAGCGUGGCCAGGUUGUCAUUUCAGGAGGUGCCAUGUUUGGUCGUGGUGAUGUUGCUUAUGGGGGUAGCUUGGAAGCUACAUUGAGAGAUAAAGAUCAUCCGCUUGGCCGUUUUUUCUCUACUCUGGGACUCUCGGUAAUGGAUUGGCAUGGAGAUCUUGCUAUUGGAUGCAAUUCUCAGACUCAAAUCCCUGUAGGCCGACAUACAAACUUGAUUGGCCGUGUCAACAUCAACAAUAGGGGUUCUGGACAAGUCAGUCUUCGUCUGACCAGCUCUGAACAGCUUCAGAUCGCUCUAAUAUGUCUGGUUCCUCUUGCCAGAAAGAUAUUUGGAUAUUCCCAAUCAGUUCAGUACAGUUAAUGAGAUAUCGAUCCAUACAUGAUUGAGCCUAGUGGUGGUUUUCAUCAAAUAGUCCAGCAUUUUCAAGACAAAUGUGGAUGCCAAAGAAUUAUGGACUCUUUAACUGCUCGAUCUUUUUCAUAUUUCUGAGGGGAGAACAUGCGCAUCCCUUGUGCCCGAGAAUAUUAUUUUCUGUUCUGUCCGAAGAGGUGCAGUAUUUUAUUUCCACACUUAAAAGUAUAUGAAUCGGAUUUUGUCGCUUUCCUUUGCUUUUCUUGGCCUUCUAUCUAAACUUGUUGUUGUGGGCAUGUUAUUGAAAUAACUAAAUUUUCUGUGUGGUUAGGUUUUAAGUAACUUUCUCUAACCCAAGUGCUGAAGCUUAUUUUUUCAAUACACUAGGUUUAUAAGCUAUGGCCGGACAUAUCCUAGGCCCUCUAAGAUCUUACCCAAGAGCCUUAGUGGGAAGAAGUAUUUAGAAUUCCAAUUUUUCUUGAUGUGUUAAUCUAGUUUAUCCUCUUUACAUCACCCAAAUUUCAGCUACAUUAAAUUCAUCUGUGUUUU
Molecule: messenger RNA, 4756 nt
Organism: Cuscuta campestris
Lineage: Eukaryota; Viridiplantae; Streptophyta; Magnoliopsida; Solanales; Convolvulaceae
Source: the annotation of a GenBank genome assembly